Molecule: messenger RNA, 2242 nt
Organism: Salvia hispanica
Lineage: Eukaryota; Viridiplantae; Streptophyta; Magnoliopsida; Lamiales; Lamiaceae
Product: IQ domain-containing protein IQM4
Source: RefSeq, a predicted model, not a curated record
GAGUGCUGGAGUUUCCAGCAACAAAAAAGGAGAAAAGAAAACUUUUCCACUGGAAUAAAAAUCCAAUCUUUGAAUGCCUCAAACCUCGUGCGUUUGAAAGUGGGUAGAAAUCUUUGAAUCAGACCCAUCAUUUUCUCUCUUUUUUCUGCAUUCCCAUUUCAAGAAAAUAUUCAGAAACAAACAUCUCACUGUCAAACUUUGAUACGUGGGAAAGAAUUCAAACCAGCUUCCCCUUCUUGUACGCGUGUCAUUCGUAUUAGAAGGUUUGAUACAUAUAUAUAGACCAUAAUUGCAUCCACAUAUCACAUAAAGAGAAGAUAUUUGCUUAUCUAUAAACACAUAUACCUUCUCACACCAAAAGGGACUUGAGGGCUCUUCCAUUUUUUGGUGGGGGAGAUUUAAUUGGAUUGCCUCUCUCAGUGCUUGUCUCAGGACCAUAGACUUUUCAAUUUGGCUUUAGGUGUUGAUUUUGGGGGUGCAAGAAAGCAAAGAACAAACUGUUUGGGGAAAUCAGAAUCUGUGGCCAUGACCUUAUCACAAGGGCUCAACACCAUGAGCAGGAAGAAUGCAAUAAAAUUGGUGAAUUGUGAGCCUGAGAAACUGGUUCUUGAAACCUCACUUUCAUUCAAGGGCUUAGUUCAAGAUUCAAGGAAAGUAGAAGGUGAUGAGGCAGUUGAGGGUGUUGCUGAUAAGUUGGAGUCUUGUAUUGAUCUCCCUGAGCCUGCUAUAAUGUUCUCUCCGCGCCCGGUCAGCGAGCUGGAUGCGGCCGCGGUGAAGCUCCAGAAGGUGUACAAGAGCUACCGGACCAGGCGAAACCUUGCUGAUUGUGCAGUUGUGGUGGAGGAGCUAUGGUGGAAGGCCUUGGACUUUGCAGCUUUGAAACGGAGCUCUGUGUCGUUCUUUGAUGUGGAGAAGCCGGAGACUGCUGUCUCGCGUUGGGCUAGAGCGCGCACCAGAGCUGCCAAGGUGGGGAAGGGGUUGUCUAAGGAUGAAAAGGCUCAAAAACUUGCACUUCAACAUUGGCUUGAAGCUAUCGAUCCACGCCAUCGCUAUGGGCACAACUUGCAUCUCUACUAUGAUGUGUGGUUCAAGAGCGAGAGCGCUCAGCCGUUCUUCUACUGGCUGGACGUUGGAGACGGGAAGGAAGUGAAUCUCGAGAAAUGCCCGAGGACCAGCCUGCAAAAGCAAUGCAUCACCUAUCUAGGACCAAAGGAGAGGGAGUCGUACGAGGUCGUGGUUGAGGAUGGGAAGCUUAUGUACAAAGCAAGUGGUGUGUUGGUGGAGACCAUCGAGGGGUCAAAGUGGAUAUUCGUUCUCAGCACGACGAGAACUCUGUACAUCGGGCAAAAGAAGAAGGGCCUUUUCCAGCACUCGAGUUUCUUGGCUGGAGGAGCUAUCACAGCUGCUGGGAGAUUGGUGGCUCAUGGUGGUGUUCUUGAGGCAAUUUGGCCUUACAGUGGCCACUAUCUUCCCACAGAAGAAAACUUCAGAGAGUUCAUAAGCUUCCUCGAGGAGCACUCUGUCGAUCUUUCAGACGUCAAGAGAUGCGCGACGGAUGAUGACCGUCCUCCUGUCAUGAGUGGUGCGAACGAGGAGAACGCAUCACAGGGCAGCCUCAGCCAGCAAGAAAACGCCACGACACACGUUGAAGAUGUUCCAUCGAUGGAGCCAGUACGUGAUCAAGAUAAUAAGCUGGAAUACAGCUUUGCCAAGCGUAUGUCGUGCAAGUGGAGCACGGGGGCAGGGCCGAGGAUCGGGUGCGUUAGGGAGUACCCAACGGAGCUACAAACACGAGCACUUGAACAGGUGAACCUUUCACCUCGGGUGGUGAGUGGAGGCAUUGGCAACUAUGGGCCGAUCCCAUCACCCCGGCCUAGUCCAAAGCUUCGACUUUCUCCUAGAGUUUCGUACAUGGGACUGCCCAGUCCGAGGACUCCAAUGGCUGCAGCUCACUGAGGAAGACAGAGGGAUAGGGAUUGGAUUUUGGCUAAGGAGAGACACCUUCUUCAAUAAGGGAACUAACUUUAAUCUUUCUUCUUUUAUUCAAUUAAUAAGUUUGUAAAUGUCUCAUUUCCAUGAAAAGUAAUUUUUUAGGUUUUGGCUCCUUUUGAGAGUUGUAAGCAAGGUUUUACUAGUUUGUAAUGUAUUGCUUCAGCUGUUGCUAGUUAACCAAAUUCAUGUUGGUAAAGAUGUAGUGCACUUCCUCUUCUAUUUAAAUGCAGAAAUAAUGCAUUCAAAGUAA